AUGCUAAGUCAGCCUAGACUAAAACGGGCCAAGUUAGCGAGUCUUCCCGGCAAGGAAGGUUACCCGGGUGCCAAGACUUUUUCCUGGGCGCGAAUACACACAACAAUAUUCACCCAUCGCCAAAUUCGGUGCACGAGAAAGAAGGGCUCAGUUCAACCAUCACCAACAAACCACCCUCCACCUCCCUCCACGAAGUCACCCGUUUUUCUCCUAGACGCCAUGGCUGCUACCGCCCGUCCUAACGUGUCCGACGACCUCGUCUGGGGUAUUGCCCGAACCCAGAAUGCCUACUUGGUUAAGCGAUCGACCGGUGGUGGUGCACAGUUUUCUCGUGACCCAUUGAACUUGAUCAACAAGCACUCGAGAAAGGCUAUCGGCGUCCAGGCUGGUGAGAACGGCGGUGUUGCUGUCACCACCAAGAAGGCCGCCAACACCUUCAAGCCCGCCUCCAACACUGUCACUGCCAACCACGGAUCCGGCUCCGCCAACCGCAAGGUAUACAAGGGUGUUGCCAACCGAGCUGUGACCGGCGGAUACCGAGCGGACCUCCGCCCUGAGGCCGUUCUCCGUGCCAGUGCUAUCCGAAAAUCCCAACGACCAAAGAAAGACAGCCCUGAGAAGAAGCUCAGAGGCGCCAAGGCCCGAAAGGCCGCUGAGAAGGAUGCUUAG
Messenger RNA from Arthroderma uncinatum, 669 nucleotides. RefSeq lists its product as uncharacterized. The record is from RefSeq and is a predicted model, not a curated record. Gene Ontology annotation, cellular component: ribosome; cytosolic large ribosomal subunit. Gene Ontology annotation, biological process: translation. The transcript is spliced from 4 exons. Lineage: Eukaryota; Fungi; Ascomycota; Eurotiomycetes; Onygenales; Arthrodermataceae. Gene Ontology annotation, molecular function: structural constituent of ribosome. Bases 1 to 669 code for a protein of 222 amino acids.